AUGACGGGCCUGGCACCCCGAAGGCACCCGGCUGCCAACGCGUCUUCCCGCCCAGGGCGCGGGAGCCGCGCGAGCGGGAGGCUCGGCGGUUCUGCUCCCGCCGCCCGGUCCAAACUUUCAAAAGAUGCGGCGGCCGCGGCCCCGCCCCUCCCUGCUUGGUUGGAGGCGGCGGGAGGCGGAGGCGGAGCCGGCGGGCUCGGGCCGGUUGGCUCCGCCUCCUCCCGCUGCCGCCGCCUCCCUUCAGGCGCCCGACCCAGCUGCAGCCCGCCGGCUCGCCGGUGCAGCCGCGAUGCCCCGGAGCCCGACCCCGGCCCGGGUGCCCGGCCCACCGCGUUAUUAGCCUCCGUGCGCCCCGAGCGCGCCGCCGCCGACGCAGCGGCCCGACGCAGCGAUGGGCAACACGGUGCACCGGACCCUGCCAGGUCCCUGCUCCCAUACCCGAGCCCGCCGGCACGCCUCCUGGCCACCCGCCCAUGCUGUGGCCCAGGGCCGGAACGGCGCCCGGUCCUAGGCGAAGCGCCCCGCUUCCACGCACAGGCCAAGGGCAAGAACGUGCGACUAGAUGGCCACUCGCGGCGGGCCACCCGGCGUAACAGCUUCUGCAACGGCGUCACGUUCACGCAGCGGCCCAUCCGACUGUACGAGCAGGUGCGGCUGCGCCUGGUGGCAGUGCGCCCGGGUUGGAGCGGUGCACUGCGCUUUGGCUUCACGGCGCACGACCCGUCGCUCAUGAGCGCCCAGGACAUCCCCAAGUACGCCUGCCCCGACCUUGUCACGCGACCUGGCUACUGGGCCAAGGCGCUGCCCGAGAACCUGGCGCUGCGUGACACCGUGCUGGCCUACUGGGCAGACCGUCACGGCCGCGUGUUCUACAGCGUCAACGACGGCGAGCCGGUGCUCUUCCACUGUGGCGUGGCCGUGGGCGGCCCGCUCUGGGCGCUCAUCGACGUCUAUGGCAUCACGGAUGAGGUGCAGCUCCUCGGCACCCUGCAGUCCAGCCCUUCGACCACGUCUCCAUCAGGGUCCCUCAGCGGCUCCCAGGAUGAUAGUGAUUCUGAUAUGGCCUUCAGUGUCAACCAGUCCUCCUCAGCAUCUGAGUCAUCCCUGGUGACGGCACCCAGCUCCCCGCUGAGCCCCCCAGUGUCUCCCGUGUUCUCCCCACCAGAGCCGGCAGGCAGCAAGAAUGGCGAAUGCACAGUGUGCUUUGACGGUGAAGUGGACACAGUCAUCUACACGUGUGGACAUAUGUGCCUAUGCCACAGCUGCGGCCUGCGGCUCAAGAGGCAGGCCCGGGCCUGCUGUCCCAUCUGCCGGAGGCCCAUCAAGGAUGUCAUUAAGAUCUACAGGCCGUAG
This is a messenger RNA of Puma concolor (puma), 1353 nucleotides long. Lineage: Eukaryota; Metazoa; Chordata; Mammalia; Carnivora; Felidae. The record is from RefSeq and is a predicted model, not a curated record.